AUGCAGGACAAUAAACUGCAAGACACUCUUGGCUCGCCGCUACAGACCAGUUUGAUAUCCGACAAGGCGUCAAGGGAGGGAAGACCAUCCAUGGAGAAAGGGAGUACGCUGGCCAGCUCACAGGGAGAGUCCCCUGCGCUAGCCCCAGAAGUAAAGAAUGAAAACAACAUACCUGUGGCGAACACUAAUCCAAGCGAUGAAGCACAGAAAGAAGAGGAGGAAGAGUAUCCAAGCUCUUGGAAACUUGGCCUGAUCGCCAUCGCAUUAGCUCUUGCCAUCUUUUGUCUAGCUUUGGACAAUACCAUCAUUUCCACGGCAAUUCCAAAGAUCACAGAUCAGUUCAAGUCCCUUGAAGAUGUGGGCUGGUAUGGCAGCGCAUACCUCCUGACAACAUGUUCAUUGUGCUUGACGUUCGGCAAGCUAUAUACGUUCUACUCCACAAAAUGGGUCUACUUGAUUGCCCUUUUUGUCUUCGAACUGGGAUCUCUGAUCUGUGGGAUCGCGCCGAACUCGUUAUCACUGAUCAUUGGCCGAGCCAUAGCCGGUCUGGGGGCAGCUGGACUCUUUUCGGGGGCACUCAUUAUCAUUGCUCAGACGGUGCCACUGAAUCGACGACCAAUCUUCGCUGCGAUGAUGGGAUCAAUGUAUGGAAUUGCGAGCGUGGCCGGACCCUUGAUGGGCGGUGCGUUUACGGACCGUCUCAGUUGGAGAUGGUGUUUUUACAUCAACUUACCUUUCGGCGGAGUGACCGCUUUCUUCAUCCUUUUCUUAUUCAAGGCGCCCAAGUCUGUCAAGGACAAGUCCGGUUUCAAAAACCAAAUGGGGCAACUGGAUUUCCCUGGAACUGCCCUCUUCAUGCCAUCAAUUAUCUGUGUAUUACUCGCGCUACAAUGGGGAGGCACUAUGUAUGCUUGGAACAGUGCUCGGAUCAUAGCCCUUUUCGUUGUUUUCGGGGUCCUUCUCAUUGCCUUUUGCGGCGUACAGUUGUGGCAGCAAGACAAGGCUACGGUACCUCCCCGGCUGGUCAAGAAUCGGAAUGUAUGGGGCGCAGCGCUUUACAGCUUCUGUAUUGGUGGAUCAUUUUUCAUUUUUAUCUACUAUCUUCCCAUUUGGUUCCAAGCGAUAAAGGGUGUCACAGCAACCAGGUCGGGCAUCAUGAACCUUCCGUUGCUCCUUCCUAUGAUUGUCGCCUCCAUUGCUGCUGGUGCUUGUGUCACUAUGGUUGGAUACUAUACACCGUUCAUGAUCGCCACACCGAUUCUCAUCUCAAUUGGCGGCGGGCUUCUCGGCACGUUGAAAGUAGAUUCAAGUGACGCUGCAUGGAUUGGGUACCAGGUUUUAUACGGAAUUGGCGUGGGCCUAGGGUUGCAGCAACCUAUGAUUGUUGUUCAGGCGGCUCUCCCGAUUGCCGAUGUUCCCACUGCAACGGCCUUUGUCAUGUUCUCCCAGACACUAGGGGGGGCGCUUUUUGUCUCUAUCGCUCAGAAUGUUUUUCAAAACCAACUGCGCAAGAACAUUCUUGCUAGAGCCCCUGGGGUUGAUGUGGCUAAGGUGGUUGGCGCAGGGGCUACGAUGCUGCGGCAGGCUGUGUCGAAGGACAUCUUACCUACAGUUCUCGAGGCCUACAACAACGCUAUCACCGAGACAUUCUAUGCUGCAGUGGCUAUAGGGACAAUUGCCCUCUUUGCGGCACUUCCUAUACAGUGGCUGUCCGUGAAAGGCAAGAAAAUUGAGGCGAUGGCUGCUUAG
Molecule: messenger RNA, 1749 nt
Organism: Aspergillus bombycis
Lineage: Eukaryota; Fungi; Ascomycota; Eurotiomycetes; Eurotiales; Aspergillaceae
Product: MDR family MFS transporter
Exons: 3
Coding region: 1-1749 (582 amino acids)
Biological process (GO): transmembrane transport
Molecular function (GO): transmembrane transporter activity
Source: RefSeq, a predicted model, not a curated record